Molecule: messenger RNA, 976 nt
Organism: Chara braunii
Lineage: Eukaryota; Viridiplantae; Streptophyta; Charophyceae; Charales; Characeae
Source: the annotation of a GenBank genome assembly
GUUAGACUAUCCUUGAGUGGCUUUGUCUUUUAAGGAUGGCGUCGAACAACAACAAUACGGAUAUGCGUACCUGCUAUAAUUGUGGACAGAGAGGUCACAUCUCGCGGUAUUGUCCGCUUCCAGACCAGCGUCUUAACAAUGGUCAACUGCCGAUUAGCACGGCUUUAGUGCCAACGCAGACCCCUAUUCUGACUGUUCCUGCUAGGCCUAGUCAGCCUAAUGUAGGGACAAUUGUCCUGUCUUACGGUAACGACUCGGCUGGAGAAGGGUAUAUCGGGAAACGAGUCAGGACACUGGAGGAGAUUGUGGGAAAAAUCAAAGUGAAGCCUGAUGCGGAUGAGGCUAAGGAACAAGCAGUUCGCGAGGAAGAGGAACGAAAGAAGAGGGAAUGGGAAGACGAGGAGCGGAGACCACAUGAAAAGGAGCGUGAAGAUUUCCAAGCAAGAAUUAACAAGGAAGUUUUGCAUGAAAUGAAGAUGGCUGCAGAUAGGAGGUUCAAGGCUCUUGAAGAGGUCAUCCAUGCGCUCCAAAAACAGUUUGAAGAUGUUGAGGCCAACGCUGAGGUUUGGAAGGCUGAGGCGCUGCGACCAGGAAACAAGAGGGGUGGAGUUGCGAUUGGUAGUACACCUGUUACUCAGACCAGGGUACAUCCAAGGAUGACGCCGGCAGAGACUCCCACAACUGCCAGGAGAGUGGACCAGAGAUUAAAAGGUAUAAUUGAGAGGCAUCAAGCGGAGGUUGGCAUCCUACAGGAUAUGCGAUUGAAGGAGAUGAACGCAAGGAAGCAAAGUGAACACGAGUUGGAGAGGUUAAAGGAGGAGAUGGCGAAAUUGGAUGUUGAGAAUCGCAAGGCAACGCGGAGUAACCUAAAAGCAAGGAUGGAUGCGGCAGCUGUUCAGACAGCCCGAUAAGAAAAGGUGUCGGUUGAUGCAGCUGGUGUUUCCUCGACAGCCAAGAACAAAAGUAGGGUUGAGGC